Molecule: messenger RNA, 1650 nt
Organism: Hippoglossus stenolepis (Pacific halibut)
Lineage: Eukaryota; Metazoa; Chordata; Actinopteri; Pleuronectiformes; Pleuronectidae
Product: zgc:153031
Exons: 6
Coding region: 328-924 (198 amino acids)
Biological process (GO): tetrahydrofolate biosynthetic process; glycine biosynthetic process; folic acid metabolic process
Cellular component (GO): mitochondrion
Molecular function (GO): NADP binding; dihydrofolate reductase activity
Source: RefSeq, a predicted model, not a curated record
CCAUGUGGACUCAGGGGAAGCUCUCACGGUUUGGAACAAACGAUGUUCGUCCUGAAUCCGUCUCCGUGCGUGGUGCUUGUGUAACAAAUCCUCGUGAGUGAGUCACGCCGCGGACUGAUUACACAUCAGGCUGAUGUGACCGAGCUGGAAAACCAACAACAGCAGCGGAAAUCCACCGUGUCCAAUCGCGGCCGCCGGUCGGUGGGCGGUGAUCGUGAAGUUCUCAUCCCGAUAAAUGGUUCCCGCCGCCGGACUCGGCUCGCGUCGCAGACCCCGAUCCCGCAGCGUGUGUCCGGGCUCCCGGUGUCGUGUGUUCACCUGAGCGAGAUGGAGAAGAGCCGGGAGAAAAGGCAGAAGAAGCCGGUGCGCCUCAUCGCGGCUGCUUGCAAUGACAUGGGCAUCGGGAAAGACGGAAAACUGCCCUGGAAAUUACCGUCUGAAUUCCAGUACUUCCUCAACACGGUCACCAGGGUGUCCAGACCAGGGAAGAUGAACAUGAUGGUCUGGGGUAAACUGUGCUGGUUCUCCCACCCAGAAACAAUGUUCCCAUUGGCUAAUACUCUACAUGUGGUGUUGAGCACCAAACUGAAUAAAGUUCCAGAUCACGCCCACUUCCUGUCCGAAGACUUUGAGAGCGCUGUCCGCAUGUCUGCAGAGCCCCCCCUCGCUGACUUGAUAGAGAACAUCUGGGUCGUUGGUGGUAUGCAGGUCUACAAGGACGCGCUGAGCCACCCGUGGUGUGAUUUGGUUUAUCUGACCAAUGUCAUGGCUGACUUUGAGUGUGAUGUUUUCUUCCCCGAGUUUGACAGAGGAGUGUUCAAACUACAAGAAAGAUUUCCUCAAGUACCGAGUGGCAUUCAGGAGGAGGACGGCAUUAAGUACAAAUUCCAAGUAUUCAAGAAAUCGAUCUGUGAUGCCAUUUAGAUUAGAGACUGCAGAAAUGUAUAUAUUAUCAAAAAACUAAAUCACUGGAUUGUUCUGUUCUUCCUUAAAAACCCUGUGCACAGCUCCUGGAUAAACCACAGAGGCGUUGCACACAAAGUGUGUCGUACUUGUGCAAAUCCAAGGAAAAAUGUGUUGUAACUACCUUUUGGUUUGUCAAUGAGCUGGUGAAAAUUUGACCAAACGGUAUUUUUAAUCCAUGAAGAACACUGAGAAUAGAUAGUGUGGCAGCGGAGCAAUUUGUAAACCCAAGAAUUUGUGUUUCGGCUUAAAUCUAGUUUUGCCCUUUUGCUGGGAAAAGAUCUUUUGCCGCCAUCUACCGUCACUUUGUCACUUGUCAGCGUUUCCAUCUUCUCCUCCUUGGUGAUAGUGAAGCUCUAUGGAAAAUAUGCUCGCCAGUGAGUCAGUCAGCAUCGACAGCCUGCGCUCCGGGGUGAGAUGUCUCAGCAGACACGACAGACACCACUGAAUUAUCCAACUGGUUUGCUUUGAUGCUAUGAUGAUAUAUCUUUUCAUAUAUAGAUGGAUGUAGAGAUAUAGAUUGUGUAAUUUGUUGUGGUUAGAAAAGCUGCAACAUAUUUAUUGCCAAUGGUUUUCACUGUAUAGCUUUUUGCAAGGGUUUUUAAUGAAGUGAGCCAAUUAAUGGACCAAUUAAGUGACACUGGGCGAGUUCAAUUUUUCAUUUUUGAAUAAAGUUAUCCUGGUUCA